Messenger RNA from Ipomoea triloba (trilobed morning glory), 4860 nucleotides. RefSeq names its product formin-like protein 18. The record is from RefSeq and is a predicted model, not a curated record. NCBI's taxonomy places the organism in Eukaryota, Viridiplantae, Streptophyta, Magnoliopsida, Solanales, Convolvulaceae. Bases 571 to 4095 code for a protein of 1174 amino acids. The transcript is spliced from 19 exons.
UUUGCAACGUGUUCAUCAUUUCCUUGAGGCGAGAUGGAAGAAGAUGAUGAGACAACCGAACAAGUGGACGCCAUUUUUAUGGAGUCUCCAACCUCUACAUUUCUACGCACUGCUAUGCCUUCCUCUUUUAUAUCUAUAUAUAUAAAAGCAUCAUCGUAAUCAUAAACCAGAAGACAAAUCUUUACAAGUUGUUUCCGUUUACGGAACAUUUUUUAUCUUUUCAAACAACAAAAUCUAUAACCCUUCUAUACCUAUCCAACCCCUACGCAGAUUGGCAAAUACUCAAACACCCAUUUCAAUCAAUCCCACCGUGGUUCUUCGCAUUUAAAUCCUUGUAUUUGUAUGACAAAGAGAAUCGUUCUCGGAGACCCGGCAAAAGCCCACAUUUUCUUGUGGAUAUUGGGAAGAAAUUUCCGGACACGUAUAUGCAUGAAUAUUUCUGCGUACGUAUUGCAUUGUUAAUAUUCCUAUUUCAUGAUGUGGAAUUGGGCUUGAGAAAGAGAUGUGGGUUGUUUCCGAGCACUUUUAGGGGAUUCCUGUGGGUGAUCUUGCUGGAUCUUAGUCGGCAAAAUGUCGCUUCUUCGCAAGUUUUUCUAUAAGAAGCCACCUGAGGGGCUUCUGGAAAUAUCUGAGAGGGUAUUUGUCUUCGAUUGCUGCUUUUCACCUAAUGUUCUUCAAGAAGAUGAGUACAAAACCUACAUGGGCGGUGUUGUGAAUAAGCUGUGUGAUCAUUUCCAGGAUGCCACAUUCAUGGUCUUUAAUUUUAAGGAGGGUGAUAACCAAAGCCCAUUGGAGAACGUACUUAAUGAUUAUGAAAUGACUGUGGUCAACUAUCCUCGACAGUAUGAAAACUGCCCUGUACUCACGAUGGAGAUGAUUCAUCAUUUUGUAAAGUCAACUGAAAGCUGGCUUUCAAUUGGUAUGACCAAUUUGCUUUUAAUGCAUUGUGAGCAUGGUGGAUGGCCAGUGCUGUCCUUCAUGCUAGCUGCAUUCUUGAUAUACAGGAAGCAGUUCAAUGGAGAGCAGAAAACCUUAGACAUGAUUUACAAGCAAGCACCUCGUGAGCUUCUUCACUUAAUGUCACCCCUAAAUCCAUUGCCUUCGCAAUUGAGGUAUCUACAGUAUGUUUCAAGACGGAAGAUGGAACCUCAGUGGCCACCAGCUGAUAAGGCACUUACUCUAGAUUGUGUUAUGCUAAGAGGUAUUCCUAAUAUUGAUGGUAAAGGAGGAUGCCGUCCAAUAUUCAGAAUAUAUGGGCAAGAUCCCUUAAAGCCUGGAAAUAGGACAUCUAAAAAGCUCUUCUCUACAGGCAAAAACAGCAAAUCUGUGAGGUACCUUAAGCAGUCUGCCUGUGAUCUUGUUAAAAUCGAUAUUCAUUGUGACAUAUUGGGCGAUGUUGUGCUUGAGUGUAUCACUCUGGAUGAUGAUCUUGAACGGGAAAAAAUGAUGUUUCGUGUCAUGUUCAACACUUCGUUUAUUAGAUCAAAUGCUUUGAUGGUUAAUCGAGAUGAAAUUGACAUCCUCUGGAAUGUCAAGGAUCAAUUCCCCAAGGACUUCAGAGCAGAGAUUGUGUUCUCGGAGGUGGAUUCGCGUUCUUCCAACAUUAAAGCACCUUCAUUGCAUAGUGCUGAAGAGAAAGGUCUCCCUGUUGAAGCAUUUGAUAAAUGUAAGGAAUUGUUUAGUGAUGUGAAUUGGCCAGAUUCAAGCAUAGAUGAGAAUCAAAAUUCACUCCAAACCAGAGCCGCUAAUACUCUACAAGAAAAGUCGGAAACUUCAUCUUCCCUAGCUGCAGGAAAGGAGAAGCCUCUGAAAAGCUCUCAUCAAAUGGAUGCCAGACAAAUGGGGACUGAGAACAACACCACUGAAAAGGUUAAAGGCAAUGAUAGCAGAGAAGUAGAGCAAACCACGUCGUCUUCAAACUUAACAUCUCAAGGUCCACUUCAUUCAUCACCACCUCUACCAGCAACCGCAAAUGUUCCACCUUCCACACCUGUAUCCUCUGCUCAUUCUCUCCAUCCAUCUGCCUCAAUUGUUCGAUCUCAUGCCAUUAGAAAUCCAGCUCCCCAAAAUGCAGGCUUUCGAUCUACUUCCUGCUCAAAUUCAGAUUCAAUUCCUAAUGUUGCUUCUCCAAGCCCCCCACUUCCUCCCAAUCAGGAGGUGCAAUCAAUUCCCAUUGCGUCUUCUCAACCACCUCCUCCAUGCUUAGAAUCAAACUCAAUUCCACUGGCAUCUCCAAGUGUAAAAUCGACGUCAAUCCCUCCAUCACCUCCAAGAGUAGAAUCAACUCCAACCCCACCGCCACCACCGCCAAAUGCCAGCCCUCCGCUGCCACCUGCUCCAAACUUGGGGUCAGCGUCGGCCCCUCAUCCACCACCUCCAUCUACGUCUUCAGCAUCACCAUCUGCUCCACCCUUGGGUUGCUUAUCAAGGUCCAAUGCUGUCUCUAUACAAUCUAAUUCUGGUGCUAAAGCAAGUGCCCCUCCUCCUCCUGGUGCUAUAGGAAGUAUCCCUCCUCCUCCUGGUGCUAUAGGAAGUAUCCCUCCUCCUCCUGGUGCUAUAGGAAGUAUCCCUCCUCCUCCUGGUGCUAAAGGAAAUAUCCCUCCUCCUCCUGGUGCUAAAGGAGGUCCCCCUCCUCCUCCUGGUGCUACAGGAGGUCCCCCUCCUCCUCCUGGUGCUACAGGAGGUCCCCCUCCUCCUCCUGGUGGUAAAGGAGGUCCCCCUCCUCCUCCUGGUGGUAAAGGAGGUCCCCCUCCUCCUCCUGGUGCUAAUUCUGCUGCUCAAGGAGGUAACCCUCCUCCUCCUCCUGGUGCCAAGGGAAAAUUGCCAUCCCGAACAAGUGCCAGCAAAACGACUCAAACCAAAAGGACACCCUUGAAACCAUACCACUGGUUGAAAUUAACAAGGGUUAUGCAAGGAAGCCUAUGGGCUGAAACACAGAAACCUGAGGAAGCUGCCCAGGCUCCUGAAUUCGACAUGUCUGAACUUGAGACUCUCUUCUCAGCAACUGUUCCAGAUUCAGGUCGCAGAAAUGGAGGUGGAAAAUCAGGUAAUGCUGCAGGAGCUAAGGCUGAUAAAGUGCAUUUGAUUGACCUCAGAAGGGCAUAUAAUUGUGAGAUUAUGCUUACAAAAGUUAAGAUUCCUUUGCCGGAUUUAAUGUGUUCAGUUCUAGCUCUGGAUGAUCAAGCAUUGGACAUUGAUCAGAUUGAGAAUCUUAUAAAAUUUUGUCCUACAAAGGAAGAAAUGGAACUUCUAAAGAAUUACAAGGGAGAGAAGGAAAACCUUGGAAAAUGCGAACAGUUUUUCCUAGAGCUGAUGAAAGUUCCCCGAGUAGAAUCCAAGCUAAGAGUCUUCUCAUUUAAAAUACAAUUCUGCUGCCAGGUUUCUGAAUUAAGACAUAGUUUGAGUAUUGUGAACUCUGCAUCGGAAGAGGUCAGAACUUCUAUCAAGUUGAGAAGAAUCAUGCAAACCAUUCUUUCACUGGGUAAUGCUUUGAAUCAGGGAACUGCAAGGGGUUCUGCUGUUGGAUUCAGGUUGGAUAGUCUUCUGAAACUUACUGACACGCGCUCCCGUAACAACAAGAUGAAUCUUAUGCACUAUCUUUGUAAGGUUCUUGGUGAAAGGCUCCCAGAACUAUUGACUUUUUACCAAGACCUUUCAAAUUUAGAGGCUGCAACAAAGAUACAAUUAAAGUGUUUGGCUGAGGAAAUGCAAGCAAUCAGCAAGGGGCUGGAGAAAGUUGUACAGGAAUUGGCUGCCUCAGAAAAUGAUGGUCCCGUGUCAGAUUUUUUCUGCAAGAGCUUAAAGAUGUUUCUGAAGUAUGCUGAAAAGGAUGUGAAAGCCGUGUCGUCUUUAUACGCCGAAGUGGGAAGAAACUGUGAUGCUUUGCCUGUCUAUUUUGGGGAAGAUCCUGCCCGUUGCCCAUUUGAACAGGCUGUGGCAACUUUGCUCAAUUUUACGAGGAUGUUUAGAAAAGCUCACGAGGAGAACGUCAAGCAAGCAGAAUUUGAAAGGAAGAAAGCGCUAAAGGAAGCAGAACUUGAGAAAGCAGCACAACAAAAUGCUGCUGCUGCUGCUGCCGCCGCUGGAGUGAGUUAGGAAAACGAGAAGAUACAAGUGCUUCAGAUGAUGAUCCAGAUCGAAUAGUUGACACGCUUGUAGGAAGGCAUUGGGCCGAGGCUUCCACAUGCUAGUCUUCCCGUAAAAAAACCUAGUUCUUACCGAGAUUCAGGAUUUCUUUGGCGAAAGAAAUAUUCUUCCACGUGGCAGUAACUGAGAAUGAUGGAAUAUAAAGACGACACCAUAUCUUGAUUCAAAACUUGCCAAACCCAUGCCUAGUUUGCUGCAUCUAUGGAGGGAGGGAUGGACCGCCGUUUUAGUUGGUCAUUUGAUUGGAGGAGGAAGCAUUAGGGUUCAUUGUAAAUAUUCAUCCACAAUGUUAGAUUAAAUAGCUCCUUAUAAGCAUCACCAUAAUGCCUGGUAGGUUUGUAUAUAAUACCCAAGUAUUACUUGUGUAAAUACUAAGUAGUGUAAAAAGCAUGCAAAUGUUAGUCCACAUGUGAAGAAGAAUUGCACCCGUGGCAAUAGGAGUGUAGCAGGCAGCAAAUAGUUAUUGGGUACAUCAUGGUUCACCUAUUCAGGUUUGCCAUGUUCAAAUCAAAUAUUCAGAUGAUAGAUUAUAAAAGUAUGCAAUAUAAUAAUGUCAAAGUUUCACUUUGAACAUUAUUGUAUUAUAUUAUCAUCUGAAAAACAGUACAGUAUAUUAUUACACAAACAUUGGCAUAGCUCAAAUUUUGGCCAUGUAAUGUAAUAUGUAUGAAGCCUAAAUUUAUUGAUAAUAAUACCCUAUAUUAGUUUUAGUUA